ACUUAACGUCCUCGUACGAUUCUAGUGCGCCGAUCGCCUGCUGUGUCAGUGUGUUUUUAUUUUUGUGAUCAGAACAUUUGAUUUCGAGUCAUCAAUCAUGAAGGCCAUCGUUAGUGCAGUGUGUGCCGAAAACGGAAUAACCGCCCUCACGUCCGGACGCGUGUCCAAACACAAAAAGGAUAUCGAAAACGAGGAGAUACAGAUGUACUUCAGCAAGCUGAAGGACCUGGUGCCCUUCAUGCCCAAGAACAGGAAGCUGUCGAAGCUGGAGGUGAUCCACUACGUGAUCGACUACAUCUGCGACCUCCAGAGCGCCCUCGAAACCCAUCCUGCCGUCAACGCGUUCGACGCCACCGCCGCCCUGAGCCAGAAGAAGAGCCAGUCGGCCGUCUCACCCAGACAACCGUUGGGUGUCAGGCCGAACCCCAACACCAUCCUGUCGCCCUGCGAGGCGCCCAUCCUCCAAAACGUCACGAAUCCUGAAGCGCUGUCGCCUUCGGAACGACACGUGUCCUGCUGAAGGUGCCAACGGACCUGGCGUCGUUCUCAUUCCAAUUUACGAAGAGUUAGGAGCUGUCUCGUACGAUUGAUACUGAAGACUAGGCCGCGGGGAGGAUACACCAUAUAGUUUUGGAAUUGCCUCAUAUAGAAUAUAGGGAUCGACUGAAAUCAUUUUAUUUAUAUUAUCUGAAGCGUGAUCAAGAAUUUUUGAGGAUGCGAUGUGUGCGAGUUGUGUAUGUAGAGAGAGAGCACUUAGUGAUGUACCUGUUUAUGUUGCAAUUGUUGUUUAGAUUUUAUAUUAUUGUUUUGUAAAUAAAUAUUAAAUAGGCGGGUUUUAACAAUCUACAUUGUAAAUUAAUUGGCAUCCGCGUCGGAUUUUACUUUCGACGCUGUGCCAUAAUCACAGAUUAUUCUUUUAAAUAAUUUAAUUAUUUUGUGACUUUUUUAUUCUGUGAUUUUUAGUAUGUAAUAUAUGUACAAAAUAUAUUGACCUCCACUGAGGUCGUUUUUUUGGAAGUCACAAUCAGAAUUAUUAUCAUUUAAUGAUUUUAUAUGUUUAUUUUGUGAUUUCGACCCUGUACAUUUUUGUUUUAGAAAACUUUUGUAUAUAGUUACCUAUAAAGCAACAAGAUGUUGUUAAAGAACUAUCUAAAUUUAUUAUUCGACUUGAAAAUAAAAUAUGAUUUUAUUGA
Molecule: messenger RNA, 1193 nt
Organism: Aethina tumida (small hive beetle)
Lineage: Eukaryota; Metazoa; Arthropoda; Insecta; Coleoptera; Nitidulidae
Gene: emc
Product: protein extra-macrochaetae
Exons: 2
Coding region: 98-520 (140 amino acids)
Biological process (GO): cell differentiation; circadian regulation of gene expression; negative regulation of transcription by RNA polymerase II
Cellular component (GO): cytoplasm; nucleus
Molecular function (GO): protein dimerization activity; transcription regulator activity
Source: RefSeq, a predicted model, not a curated record